UCACCCUUGCCAGUGAUCAACCCACAGCUUUGCCUCUGCAUGUAGUCAGGAAAGGCAGGUGAAAGGAAUGAUGCAAAUGAUUUUUUUUUUUUUUUCGGAAGGAAAUACCUUUCUUUGUUGAAGAAUUGGCAGGUCUUUGAUUGGCCAUGAAUUUUCUUCUGAGGAUCGGAGCAGGAUAUAUAGUCUGAACAGACUCCUAAGAAGGCAGAAGACAUUAAGCAGAAAACAUCAAAGUGGAAGAAAGACAAGAUGUCCACACAAAGACAGACGUACCUAGAGAAAGCAUUCUCCUUUACAGUGACAGUGCUACUUCUGCUGGCCACAACUGGAUUUUCUGAGGUAUUGGAUGAGAGCACUAUGACCACUGAAUCACCCCUUCCUCAAAAUUCAUCUACAACAGAGCAGGUCGUAAAGAGGAGCUUGGGCCACUCUACUGUCAUGCAUUUAGUUAGGCCUUGUGGAGAAAAAAAUGCCAAUUUUUGUUUAAAUGGGGGGAAAUGCAUCCACCCCCAAGACAGCAACAGUCCUCAUUGCAACUGCGCACCUCUAUACUAUGGCCUACGAUGUGAGAAGAUUAAACUUUCGCCUUCAGUUAAAGAUCCUGAUAUUGAGAAGAAGAUUGCCAUCAUCUUUGGGCUGAUCGUAGUCUUCAUUGUUUUGGCUCUUGCCAUCUUCUGUUUUGUAAAGAGAAGAUGUGAACAUUCAGCCCCUCUGAUUAAAGCUGCAGCGUCAGAGACUUCGGUGUGAAAUCAUCGACCCUCAUCACCAUAUUCCUACAGAACUUGAACUAGAUUUUAUUUAAUAAUAUAAAACCACCAUUCACGUUUAGAAUAUUUUGUUUUUGCUUGAUGCAGACUGAAUUUAAAAUAACAUAUGUCAAAGUGAAUUCUAAAUUCUGUUCUAACUAUUUUAAGGAAAUUACCAUUUCUGUAAUAGUAUUUUCUUUCAUAGACCUGUUGGAAAACUCCUUUAUUUAUAAUAAUUCUAUUUUCAUUAAGUUAUUUUUCUUAUUUUUGUACUGAUUGUUUCAAAUAAAUUAUUAAAAAUAAGCAAGUUUUACUAUUGAAAGCUCGUACUCUAUUCAGUAUUUUUCAAUGGUAGAUAACACCACAGUGUUAAAAAAUAGAUCUUGCUAAAUAGCAUAUUUUACAAGUUUGUUUACAUAAAUAAUUAUUUUAUAAUAAUAAUAUGAAUACAUUGAAAAACUUUGAAUGAGCCUAAAAACAUUUUUUUUCAGCUUCGUAUCUGAAAAUGCCAAAUAAAAAUGCAUCAAUCUGUAAAACCAUCUUUAAAUAUAAUACACUGUUUACAUCCCAAAUAAUGAAAUGCAUAAACAAGUGUCAUCAGUCACAAUUCUAUUUAGAUUUCAAAUCUUUUUUUAAAGGCUCCAAUUCAAACAAAUCCCACAUUGAUGAAUUGUCAAUUGCACACAUUUCAAUUUGAUCCUAGUUAUAACACCGUGCCAUUUAAGUUUAUUAUUUCCGAAUGGUUAAAACAAUGCAGCGAAGGAAGUCCAGAGGACUGCUUUGAUUCACUGACUUUGCAGCAACCCUUGCUGCUAAACAGGCAUGUAGUGGACAGUUCAUGCAAUAUGUUUUUAACUUUGCAGCAUUUGUGCUGAACAUGCAUUUGGUGACGCUGGGAAGAAAAAAAAUCCCUUUUAGGGGAAAAAACACACAAACUAAGCAUCUCUCUGAAAUGAGUUUUUGGAACUUGGGAUGUCUGUGGUUGUAGUGGAGGCGACGGCAAACUGAGCAGUGAACAUGAUGUCAGUGCGGCUGAGGAGAGACAUGGCGAGAGAGAUGAGAGCAGAGAGCAGGAGGAAAUAGAUUACUUUGCCCGUCCUGAUCCUUGUCUUUUACAAAUCUUUUUUGAAUCACCACCCACAACAAAGCACAAAAAAUCCAGUUGUGCAAAACGUUUUCACCACUAAAAAUGCAACCAACAGAAGGUGUCUCACAUAUUG
Messenger RNA from Cyprinodon tularosa, 1966 nucleotides. RefSeq names its product epithelial mitogen homolog (mouse) (gene epgn). The transcript has 5 exons. The coding region runs from base 250 to 747 and encodes 165 amino acids. NCBI's taxonomy places the organism in Eukaryota, Metazoa, Chordata, Actinopteri, Cyprinodontiformes, Cyprinodontidae. The record is from RefSeq and is a predicted model, not a curated record. Gene Ontology annotation, biological process: positive regulation of cell population proliferation; epidermal growth factor receptor signaling pathway; positive regulation of mitotic nuclear division.